This is a messenger RNA of Ctenopharyngodon idella (grass carp), 1886 nucleotides long. It is a transcript of the gene degs1, whose product is annotated as delta(4)-desaturase, sphingolipid 1. Gene Ontology annotation, molecular function: sphingolipid delta-4 desaturase activity. The transcript has 3 exons. The coding region runs from base 178 to 1149 and encodes 323 amino acids. The record is from RefSeq and is a predicted model, not a curated record. Gene Ontology annotation, biological process: ceramide biosynthetic process. Gene Ontology annotation, cellular component: membrane. NCBI's taxonomy places the organism in Eukaryota, Metazoa, Chordata, Actinopteri, Cypriniformes, Xenocyprididae.
CGUCAGCGUUUAGAAAUCGAAAGAUCUUUUUCGUCCGUGAAGAAGGAGGGCUGAAUGAGAAAGGGAAGGAUGUGGGACAGUCGCUGCUGUUAGACCCGUGUGAAAUAACUUCUGCUCCUACAUUCAUCUCUUGUGCAAAAACACUUAACGCGAACCAACAACCGAGCUAGCGUAAAAAUGGGCAAUCGCGUAGUUCGUGAAGAUUUCGAGUGGGUUUAUACAGAUCAGCCUCACGCGGACCGGAGGAAAGAGAUUCUGGCUAAAUACCCUGAGAUCAAGUCUCUGAUGGGACCUGACCCCAGACUGAAAUGGAUAGUCUGUACGAUGGUUGCUGUUCAGUUUUUGGCCGCCUUUUUGGUGAAGGACUUGCCCUGGAAAUGGGUCUUGUUCUGGACAUAUGCAUUUGGGAGUUGCAUAAACCAUUCAAUGACACUAGCAAUUCAUGAGAUCUCUCACAACACCGCUUUCGGCAACAACCGCGCCAAAUGCAACCGCUGGUUUGCCAUUUUUGCCAAUCUGCCCGUUGGGUUGCCUUACUCGGCAUCGUUUAAACGCUACCAUCUGGACCACCAUCGCUACUUGGGUGGAGAUGGCGUGGACGUUGACAUCCCCACUGACUUCGAGGGCUGGUUCUUUUGCACCCGUUUGCGCAAGCUCAUCUGGAUAAUGUUCCAGCCCCUGUUCUACGCCAUCCGUCCCCUCUACAUCAACCCCAAACCCAUCAGUCAACUAGAGAUCAUUAACACUGCCGUACAGCUCGCGUUCAAUGCUCUCCUCUAUUGGGUAUGGGGUGCCAAGCCCUUGGUCUAUAUGCUGAUGGGCUCAUUGUUAGGAAUGGGUCUCCAUCCCAUCUCAGGACACUUCAUUGCUGAGCAUUACAUGUUCCUCAAAGGCCAUGAGACCUACUCUUACUAUGGAUCCCUCAACCUGCUGACUUUCAACGUCGGGUACCACAACGAGCACCAUGACUUCCCUAGCAUUCCAGGAUGCCGACUGCCGAUGGUGAAGAAGAUCGCAGCCGAGUACUACAAAGAUCUUCCAUGUUACACGUCAUGGGUGAAAGUGCUUUAUGACUUUAUCAUGGACGAUGAACUGAGUCCGUACUCCCGUGUGAAGAGACGACUGACAGGAGACAUCAAACAAGAGUGACGCUUCUAACCAAUCCCUGCUCACCCGCACCAGACCGCAGACUGUCUUAGCCUUCACCUGACUGAGAGUGAAGAAGGUUGUAGUGAUUUUUAGUCAUAAUUCCAGUCUCCGUGACAAAAGGAACGGCCGUGCUACUUUGGUUUUUAGCAAGUGUGCUGAUGAAUUUUAAUUGUGAACCAAAACUUUUGAGCUCUUCUAUUGCACAUGGUCUGAAGAUUCUGACUCUUUUAUUUUAGUUUAGUGGAAUUUUCAUGUUUUGCAUUUCAAUGCUAAUGUUUCUAAUUCCUGCGUGGCAGAUUUUAAACAUUAGGAGAUUAAAUAGGUCAGCAGUUCAUGUAGCUCUACAUGCUGAUUCAGUGUUCUUCUGCUUAUCUGUCUGCUCUCCUGUAAAUAAAUAAAUGAAUAACGCUGACCGAGCUCACCAAUGCAAUAUAAUGUUCAUGUUGUCAAGGCAAUGCAUCAUAUUACAAUAACUAUAGAUCUGCAUCAUCAGAUUAUGGUCCAGUCCCUGUAAUACUGAAAUAUAUUAAUGUUACUCAUCUCUUAUUAAUAGACGCCAAUGUCAGGCGGUUUGGUGUUCAGGCCUGUGUGUUCGUGCCUCCAUUAUAGUAUAUUAUUUAAAUAAAACAACUUUGGCUAACAGUGAAGAACAGAGCUGUCUGACAACAUUUGUAUGUUUUAUAUAUAUAUCAAAAGAACUGAAAAGCCUUAAUAAAUCUGAGCUGGCGUCUAAUAAA